GACAUGUAGUUUUUACUUUAUACCCGUUCGCAUAAACCUCGCCGUCACGCCGUUCGUUGAGAAAACCUCAUCGGGAUUUCACCGGAGCUGUCACCUUCCGAUUCUUACGGACCCUGUUUUCAGGUGAAGAUGGUGAACCAAAGGCAAAGACUUGCUCGGAAAAAGUACAAAGAAGAGCACCCAGAACUUUUCCCGAAAGCAGAGCCAACGCCACCGAAAGACCCGGACAAGAAGAAGAAGAAGAGUAAAUUCAAGCGCAAAAAGGAAGAAUCGAACUCAAACAGAGACCCAACUAAACCCCACAAAAAGGGUUUUAAGAAACACCCUCUUAGAGUACCUGGGAUGAAGCCUGGAGAAAGCUGCUUCAUCUGCAAAGCUAAUGACCACAUUGCUAAGCUUUGCCCUGAAAAGGCUCAAUGGGAGAAGAACAAGAUAUGCUUGCUUUGCCGGAGACGAGGGCACAGUCUCAAGAAUUGUCCAGACAAAAAUGAAGGGACCGUGGACAAGAAGUUAUGCUAUAACUGUGGUGAAACAGGACAUUCACUAGCUAAUUGUCCACAACCCCUUCAAGAUGGGGGAACUAAAUUCGCCAGUUGUUUUAUUUGUAAUGAAAGUGGACACUUAAGCAAGAAUUGUCCGAAGAAUACUCACGGGAUCUACCCUAAGGGUGGUUGUUGUAAAACUUGUGGAGAAGUCACACAUUUAGCUAAGGAUUGUCCAAAGAAAGGAACCCAAGUGUUUGAUAGGGCUGGUGUAUUUGGUUACAGAUCAUCUGGAUACGUGGAAAUGCCAAGACGACCAGAGACGAAGCUAAUCAGUGGUGAUGAUCUUGAGGAUGACUUCAUGAUUGAUGAAGGUAGUUUGCAGAUCAAAGAUGCAAAAAUGGGAAAGAAAAAGGGUCCUAAAGUUGUGAAGUUCAUGGACUGAUUGAUAGCUGUAUGAGAUAAAUUGAUUUGUUCUCUUGUGUUUGUUGUAAAGACCCUUUGUUUUGCACACAAGAGAAAACGGGGUAGUUUUGGAACGUUGGCCCAUUAUUAUUUAUAAGCGUUUCUCUUCCCUCCCUAAUAGCAAUUUAUUUUCAUCAGAUAAUGUCUCAAAAGGAGGCUCAUUAUUUGAUGACUUUUUCGAGGAA
Molecule: messenger RNA, 1132 nt
Organism: Cucumis sativus (cucumber)
Lineage: Eukaryota; Viridiplantae; Streptophyta; Magnoliopsida; Cucurbitales; Cucurbitaceae
Product: zinc finger CCHC domain-containing protein 9
Exons: 5
Coding region: 130-927 (265 amino acids)
Molecular function (GO): nucleic acid binding; zinc ion binding
Source: RefSeq, a predicted model, not a curated record